UCAGGUAGUAAAAAAAAAGUUGAAGCCCCCAGUGAGACGCAGCCGAAGCCGAGUAUUAGAAAACGGCCAAGGCUAUGCUGCCCCGAAAACGUUUGCCCCCAUUGCCCUGUGAAAGAGCCUGAGAGAACCUAAGAGAAGAAGGGGAAAAAUUCAACACUGAUAACAGAAGAAAGGUGUGCUUUUGAAGGUCAAAGUUCCUGUCAGCCUGAGCAAUGGUGAACCUGCAAUAAUUGCAAACGUACAAGAAAGGCCACAACACAGACUGCGUGUUGUGAUAGUCUAGCGACUGAGGGCGCCUACAGUUCUUAUUCUAUGACGUCACAUGCAAAUUAAAUUUUUGCAUUGACACAACCGGACCUUAACUUUAACCCAAGUCAAACUUUUGACGCGGAUUGCCUUCGUUUUUGAGCAAAAUUCGCAUACAUGCUUUCUGAAUUUUGCCUUAUAGUUUCACCGACUCCAGGAUGAGUACGGAAUCUUUGCAGACCAACAGGCAGGUGGAUCUGGACCAGCUUACGAACGACUUCACCAAGUGGCAGGGGAAGUAUCGGGAUCUAGGUCUUCAAAACAUUUCCCUGCAGCAGGAAUUAAACCAUCUCAUUGAUGAGAGAGAACAGGGAAGGAAAGCAGCAAGAACUACUGAGGAGGAAUUAACACAGUAUCGCAGCAUCAUUACCAGCCUGCAAGACACUUUGGCAAAGCGGUGUGACUUGGAAGAUGAAAACAGGUCUUUGCGGGAAGUAGUUGCCAACAUGGAAGAGACGAUUACAAAACUGAAGGAGGAAGGCCAGGGGGCACUCUUGGAUGUGCAAGCACACCUAGAGCAAGUCCAUGCCACAGACAAGGCUGAGAUGGAAGACAGUCAUCAUCAACAAGUCAGAGAGAUGGAGGAGAAAGCUAGGGCCCUCCAGCAGGCGGUGCACGACAAGUCAGCUGAGAUCAAGCAGCUUCAACAACAACUGGUUGAGGCACAGAAGGACCGACAGAUGGAGAUUGUCAAACUCAGGCAGGAGUAUGAUGCCAAACUUGUGAAGUUACAGAGUGCCAGGACCCAACGCAGCGAUAAGCCCAACUCGGCCAGUAGCCACAUCUUGAGAGAGAAGAUGCUGAAUGCCCAGGCAGCGUCUGAGAGGGAGGUGGCCUCGCUCAGGCAGACCGUCAGCGAACUGAAGAGGAAACUGAGUAACCAACAGCAGCCCUCCGGCGCUAAGCGCAAACGCUGAGAGCAAGCCACACAUAGGGUCGAUUCCACGAGGCUGCUUGGCAAAUGCAUACCUUGCUUAGCAUUUCUGCUCAGCAGGUUAACGUUAGUAAUUUAGCUGGGAACGACAGCAGUUAUGAGGCCAAACCGUUAUAAAGUUUCUGCAGUGUCCCCUCUCCAGCAGAGUUUUACAACGCAGGAGUGCUUUGUGAGGGGCAAGUUAUUUUAGGCCACAUAGUAAACCCCCCUUUCAACAAAAAGUGUUAUCGUUUUCUCUAUCCAAGUGACAACUCCACUGUUUUAACAGUAACAUGAGGAUAGGGUGUACAUGCAAGUGUUGAAUAGCAAUAAACUAUGAUUGAAGUGUUCAUGAAACUAGUUCAUGAAACGAAUCUAGUCCUUGUAGUGGAACUGCUGUUGGCACUGAAUGGUGUUAAUAAGAACGGAAUUCUGUGGUUAGUAAGGCCGUAAAUAUUGUGCAUUAUUGAAUAGUGUUGUACUAGUUGGUAACUCUUGAUUGGAAAACCUCAAGUCCUGAAGUUAGGAAGAUCUUCAAAACAGAAAAUAUUACCUCCCAACAAGUUUCUUCAACAAUUUCUUGCAAAAGAGUUUAAAACUUAUCUACCAAAAAGCUAAGUUGCGAUUGCGGGUUUGCUAUUUUGAGCCCUUUGAGUACUUGACAAGAUUUGAAAUAAAGAAUUCCAUGGCAAGGGGCACUGUGUUUGUUCAAGAUAAAGAAGAUAUGGUUUAACAACUACCAGAAUGUGUCUGUGUUGUUCAGUUGCCUACCCCUGUGUUUCUGUCUACACAUGACCAUCGAUCUCGGGGAUAAUGUAACAUCAGCUUUCGAAUUUCAACUUCUUUCCGUUAGAUAUCACUGAUUUUAAUGAAGUUAUUGAAAACCAUGAAAUAAAAGAAAACAGACAUUUCCUUUUCAAGCAAUUACAAUAUACUGGCAUUCACAAUUAAAUACGUUGCUUCGUGAUAUUACGGACCAGACUUUUUACAGAAAAUCAAAGUUCAAAAUCGUGUUAAGACAAGACCAGUUCAUACUUCAGGCAACACACACAUAAUCAGACACCAUGAAACAACCGCAGCAAAUUUGGUUACUAUAGUCGACGCGUUCCACUUUUGCAAAUUCCCAGCAUGACUACUAGCUGUACCUGUACGAAUCCACCUUUAAAAUAGCAAACAUUGAUCAGCAAUCAAUUAGAAUCUAUACAAAUUUCCCUCAUAAGAAUGUGCGAAAAAGUAAAGAGAGAAUCAAUUUUAAUUUCAGUGAUGCAAAAGGUGAACAGACUUUAGAAAUGAACUUCUGGGAUAAAAUAUACGCACGACACCCAACUUUGACCAGACACGGCCCUGAGUAAUAUACGGUAGCAUUGGAAGUAACUUGCCUUUUACGAUGACAGAUCAAGGCGACUGUCUUCCAAACAGGUCGGUGUCCUAUGUGUGAACACAACUACCAUAUACAUGUACUAUACUCUGGAUCUGACUUGACAGAAGACCUAGAGAUAUCAGCUUAAUUUGUGUGUAGUUAAAAGCACCUUGAAACAUUUUUAAUUCAUUGUCAAGAUGUCCAAUGGAAACUGCAAAGGUUCACGUAUUUGACAAAUAUUAGGUUGAGCUAAGAAACCGACUAGUAUGGAACUUGAACCCCCCCCAACAUGUCCAAUCCCUACACACA
Acanthaster planci (crown-of-thorns starfish) is the source of this 2888-nucleotide messenger RNA. RefSeq lists its product as uncharacterized. The record is from RefSeq and is a predicted model, not a curated record. NCBI's taxonomy places the organism in Eukaryota, Metazoa, Echinodermata, Asteroidea, Valvatida, Acanthasteridae.